AUGUCUCGAGGAGCUCUGGUGCUCUGGGUUGGCGUCCUGUCUGUCAUCUUUUUAAGGCGUCAUCUUUGGCUCCACCAAUGGGCUGCAUUGGUCAUUGUUACUUUCGGUGUCUGCCUAGUUGGUCUUUCGGGAAGUCUCGUCAAACAGCAGCUUUCCGACCCCAUAGACUUACUAGUAACUUUGGCUCAAAGACCGGAUGAUGAUCCUGCUCGAGUCGCUUUGGGCGUUAUGCUUAUUCUGUUUGCUCAGAUAUUCACCGCCAGUCAAUAUGUUGUGGAAGAAAAGAUAAUGUCUCACUACAAGGUUGAACCUUUAGCAGCGGUGACUCUGGAAGGUUUCUUCGGUCUCACCACAACCCUCAUUGGAAUGCCUUUUCUCCACAUUUUCCUCCGAAACAAAUCGCCAUACUUUGAUAUCCCCAGAGGUUGGCAUCAAAUCAUAUCAACCCCCACAGUCUAUCUUUCCUGCGUUGCGAUCAUGUUCAGCAUAGGCGCUUUCAACUUUUUUGGUUUGAGUGUGACCCAUCGAGUCAGUGCGACAACAAGAAGUACCGUUGACACGUGUAGAACACUGGGUAUAUGGGUAGUCAGUUUAGGAUUAGGAUGGGAAAAACUUGUCUGGCCAUUCACCCUCCUUCAAGUGGGAGGUUUUGCAAUGCUAGUGUGA
Molecule: messenger RNA, 666 nt
Organism: Kwoniella shivajii
Lineage: Eukaryota; Fungi; Basidiomycota; Tremellomycetes; Tremellales; Cryptococcaceae
Exons: 1
Coding region: 1-666 (221 amino acids)
Biological process (GO): transmembrane transport
Cellular component (GO): membrane; intracellular membrane-bounded organelle
Source: RefSeq, a predicted model, not a curated record